Molecule: messenger RNA, 3859 nt
Organism: Dalotia coriaria
Lineage: Eukaryota; Metazoa; Arthropoda; Insecta; Coleoptera; Staphylinidae
Gene: Tbc1d8-9
Product: TBC1 domain family member 8/9
Exons: 11
Coding region: 257-3652 (1131 amino acids)
Molecular function (GO): calcium ion binding
Source: RefSeq, a predicted model, not a curated record
UAUGAUAUUUGUAAACACUACACAUCUGUCAAGCUGUCAUUAUAGCUUGCUGAUAAUAAAUUUAUUUGUUUAAUAGUUUCCACCAUUAAUUUCGUUUUAAUCAAAUGCCGUUUGAUAACGAUAGUGUUAAGCAUUGCAGUUGUUCGUAAAAUGUCCAUAGCAUUCGGUCGUAAAAAGCAUGUAAAAAUAAAAUCAAAUUGCUGUGCACAUUCCUUUAGUUUAUUGUUUAUUUGAACCAAACAUUUAUCCUAAUAAGAUGUGGAUAAAACCAUCAGAAGUUCUGUUGGCGAACGCCUUAUGGGAGACUGAGCAAUACACCAAGUAUUUCAUUCUACAACAUCGUAAAGGACAUGGGGAAUCCAGAGGAUUGUCUUCUUUGUUGGUUGGUACUUUUGAUAGUAUUUUUGAUACUAAACCAGCACCAUAUCGAAUUCUUCACCAGACCCCUACAUCAGAAGUUUAUCAUGCAAUUGCAAUGGGGAGGACCCAUGAAGAAAUUGUUCAAGAUUGGAAGUGGGUGCAGGACAAUCUGCAAGCAACUCUGGCUGCAUUUGAAAGAGAAGAUGAUAUUACAGACUUUGUCACUUGCAAGAUUCAGUCUUUGUUAGCAACACAUGAUCCUCUUUUAGAUGUGGAUGAAGACACAAAAAAGUUCAAAAAUACAUCAGACAAGUUUCAUCGCCAUUUCAAUAUUCCACAAGAUGAGAAAUUGGUGAAUUAUUAUUCAUGCAGCUAUUGGAAAGGUAAAUUACCGCGCCAAGGUUGGCUGUACUUAUCAGUGAACUAUUGUUGCUUCCAUGCUUUAAUCUUGGGCGUGGAAUCGAAAAUAUGCUUGCGAUGGAUGGAAAUUGUAGAUCUCAGCAAGACGAAUAGUCUGCUUUUUCCUGAUUCCAUCAAGGUUUCAACAAGACAAAAAGAUUACCAUUUCAGUCUUUUUGUGAAUAAAAACGACACUUUCGGCUUGAUGGAGCAGCUUUUGGAUAUGGCAAUGAAAGGUUUGAUUGAUGAAAAAGGCACUUAUAAUGAAGACAAGGAACUUCGAUUAAAGAUUAGCAAGAAUGUGCCAAAAAAGGCGUCGUUUAUGAAACGCGACUUGGACGCGCGUGCAAAGUCAGAAUCAUAUCGUCUAUUGUUUCGAUUACCUUCCAACGAAAAACUGGACGGGUGUAUAGACUGCACCCUGUUUACCCCAUACAAUAAACAACAUGUCUCCGGAUGUCUGUUCCUCUCUCAAAACUACAUUUGCUUUGAAAGCCGGGUAAGCGUGAGAGAUCAAGUGAGUGUCGUCAUUCCGCUUCGCGAUCUCCAAUCAGCGGAACGAACCGAUAAUAAUGCAUCGAACACGUCCCUGAAUAAAGCAAUAAUUAUCAUUCUGAAGUCCCGCUUACCGCACUACAGCGAACACAAUGAGAGUAGCUUCUUGUUUGCUCAAAUACAAGAUAGAGAUUUUCUUAUCAACAAAAUAUCAGAGCUCCUUAGCAGAAAUAUUUCUUUGGGGUACUACAGCUCAACUCCCCAAGACUUGGGGGAUGGCGAUAAACCAAGCUGGAAAUUUGAACCACCAUUGAUGACGGUCUUUCCUCUGAGCCCCAUUCCCGAAGUGAAUCAUGUACAGGUAGAAAAGAUCAAAUCGUGGGAGAGCCAUUUUAACAAGUAUGGACGCGGAAUUUCCAUGUAUAAAACUUCGGAACUUGUCAAUUUGGUAUAUGAGGGCAUACCUGAUGUGUUACGCAUGGAAAUCUGGAUGUCCUUUUCGGGAGCAGCCAACAAAAAGGCCACCCAUCCGGGUUACUACAGAGAUCUUGUUGAUCGCGCUUUGAACAGACAUUCCCUGGCAAAUGAAGAGAUUGAACGUGAUUUGCAUCGUUCGCUUCCGGAACAUCCUGCAUUCCAAGACAAACGCGGCAUUGACACUCUUCGACGAAUUUUAUGCGCUUAUGCACUACGCAAUCCUAACAUUGGUUACUGCCAAGCGAUGAAUAUAGUCGCCUCGGUGUUGUUGAUCUACUGCGCUGAAGAGGAAGCGUUUUGGUUGCUCACUACUUUAUGUGAGAAUUUACUGCCGGAUUAUUACAACACUCGCGUGAUUGGAGCUGUUGUAGAUCAGGGUAUUCUUGAUGGUCUUGUUGCUGAACAUUUACCAAGCUUACAUAACAAAAUUAAUCAACUGGGUAUGAUCAAGAUGAUCUCGUUAUCGUGGUUCCUGACAAUUUAUUUAAGCGUGAUGCCUUAUGAAAGUGCCGUGAACAUAAUGGACUGUUUCUUCUACGAUGGCGCGAAGAUUAUCUUUCAAACGGCGCUAAUGGUGCUAGAGUGGAAUGAGGAUGGUUUGAUGGAGUGCAAAGAUGAGGGCGAGGCAAUGCAAAAAUUGGGAGAUUUUUUAUUAGGUGUUUUCAACACUGAUGGAAGAGGUGCCAUACGGAACAGGAGCUACGAGGAGCAGCAGCGUUCUAUGUCUAUUCAAACAUUGAUCAAUAAGGCGUAUUUGAAUUACGGAAAGAUUACCACUGGCCAAAUCGAACAACUGCGAGUUAAGCACAGAUUGAAAGUUGUACAGAACUUGGAAGAUGCGUUUGAGAGUCAUGUUAUUCGUUGCGUGUCUGAUUGUUAUAUGUCACAGCAAGAGCUUCGUGAUUUGUUAGGGGUAGUACGAGAAGAGUUGAUAAGUCAGAAACGACCGAUGCCUGAGAAACACGACCCGUCCCAACAACCGUACGAAUGUUAUCAGGUGGACUUUGAGUAUUUUAAACUUUUGUUUGCGGCGCUUUCUCCAUGGGGCGAGGGAGAACAGGCAGAAGUGCUUGCAGCGCGCAUAUUUUCGUUGCUGGACGAAAACCGUGAUGGAUUUUUAAACUUCCGUGAGCUAGCAUUUGCCAUUGGCAGUACAAGUGUUGCUGAACCAGCGCAGAGAUUAAAGUUAUUAUUUGCAAUUCAUCUCCCACCGAUUUUAACAAUGAGCGAUAUUGAAUCGCCGCAGAAGACAGAAGAAGGCCAUGAAAUUGCGUCUGAAGCAACCGAUUUCUUUGAUAGUGUCGAAGCUAGCGCACCGGAUGUACCAGGACAUCACUCUCCCGAUGACCAUUUGGCCUCAAGCGCAAAUCCGCAAUACAAUUUUCAGAGAUCAUUCGAUUCGCAGUCUUCAGUAGAGAGUCAACAAACAGAAACAAAGUUCGAAAAGAGUAUGAGCAUCCUACGAAAUCUCGUAAUGUCGAAAGAUAGCACCGGAAAUUUCAAGGUAGUACCUUGGAUGACUCAAGCACACUUUAUCACACUUUGGAGAAUGGUGUACUACAUUUUUGAUUGUCAAAACGAUGAUGAUGACGUAUGCAAUGACAUUGCGGCAGCAGCAACGGUCCUUUUCGAACUAGGCGACGUCAGUAAACAAUUCUUUAUCACACGCGAUGAAUCUGAUGACAGUUUAGCCUCCGCCGCGGCUGCGUGCAGCUCAACUCUUCUCCUGGACGGCUCACCGGACAAAAACGGCAAUCCACAAACGCCGUCGGAGAUCACCUGGUACAUCACCAUUCAGCAAUUCCUGGCGACUGUACUCAACUCGCCACCGCUCGUCGCAUUCCUAUCGAAGCGCGCUCCGCUUACAGAACGCAUCGAGCAAUUCAAGAAGCGCCGCUUCGAUCGCAUGCAUUGUCUAUAGUCAAAUCAAUCCAUUUCUAUCCUUAACAUAAAACAUAAUUAUGCAUAUAUGAUUUACAUAUUCAUAAAUAUAUAAUAUAUACAUAAAUAAAUAUAUUAAUUGUUAAUGAAUAAUUUUGACAUAAUUUAACAAAGCGUGUCAUGAUUUUUUUCUAUCCACUGGAAUAAAUCUAAUAUCAUUGUAAAAUAAAUCUGUAUUUACUCAUCA